GAGAAUUGGUGAGAAUACCAACACGUGAGACAUCCACUUCAGAAAUGGACUCUCCUUACGGUCCUGACUCUUCUGGUGGUCCAGAUCCUCUUGAUGGUCUGGACACGCAUGAUGGUCUGGACACUUGUGAUGGUCCAGAUACGACCACUGUUUCAGAUAAUCUUGAUGGUCCUGACAGCCCUGAUGGUACAGACACUUCUGAUGGUCCACAUAAUCCUGAUGGUCCAGACAUUCCUGAUGGACCAGACACUACUGAUGGUGCGGAUAUUCCUGUUGGUUCAGAUAAUCCUCAUGAUCCGGACACUCCAGAUGGUCCAGACACUCCUUACAGUCUGGGCACUUCUGAUGAUCCUGAUCCCUCUGAUGUUCCUGAUACUUCUGAGGGGCCCAGUACUCCUAUUGGUCCCAUAACUUCUGAUGGUUGCAGUACUUCUGAGAGUCCCCGAGUUUCUCAUGGUCCCAAUGCUCAGGAUGGUCCUGAAUCUCCUGCUCCUCUUGCUGCCCUUCUGGAUCCUGCUAUUUCUGCGGAAGCUGAUGUUCCUGCCCCUCUUUCUGUUCCUGCCGAUGGCCCCGCAUCUCCUAAUGCUGCUGACUAUGAUGAUGAAGAACAUGCUCUACAAGUUGCUAAAGUCGUUCACACUAAGGAGAAAAAUGAUAAAAAUGAAAGUGCCUGUCCUUUGGAGAAAGUAAACAAACGUGAAAUUACAAAAAGUCCAUUGAAAAAAUUGGUGAGGCCAUCAACACCUAAGACAUCUACUGCAGAAAUGGACAAAUUGAUGGAAGUGAACGGUCAUCCCUUGUCAGAGUCCACUAUCAGAUUGGAACGUAAUGAUCAUGCAUUUCCUUACAAAUAUCUAAGAAAGAAAAGAGCCUAUCCAUUGGGAAAAGGAAAUAAAAGUGCAAUUACAAAAAGUCAAUUGAGAGAAUUGGUGAGCAUACCAACACCUGAGACAUCCACUGCAGGAAUGGACUCAAUGAUGGAAAUCAACAGUCUUUCCGCAUCAGAUUCCACCGUCGGAAUGGAAAACAAGUAUAAAGUAGUUCCAUACAAAAGGCUAAAGGAAGUCAAUAAUAGUGAAAAUGAUAUAACUGUAAUAGGAAAUGAAGAAAUGGAAAAACAUAAAGGUUUCUUGCACUUAAAUUGGAAACUAGGAACAGCACAUAAGAAACACAUUAAAAGGAGUGAGCCCCCCUGCCCUCUGGCAGAAGAAAAGAAAAGUGAAAACAGUAAGUUCACUACAAGGGAAUCCGUGUCUGCAUCAACCAGUGAAAGGUCUCCUGUUGAAACGGACACUGCGCAGCAAGCGCAAGUUGACGGCAGUCACGUGCCUGGUGACCUACACCACACCGGGAGAAGAAAGGAAAGAGCCUAUCCAUUGGGAAAAGGAAAUAAAAGUGCAAUUACAAAAAGUCAAUUGAGAGAAUUGGUGAGCAUACCAACACCUGAGACAUCCACUGCAGGAAUGGACUCAAUGAUGGAAAUCAACAGUCUUUCCGCAUCAGAUUCCACAGUUGGAAAGGAAAACAAGUAUAAAGUAGUUCCAUACAAAAGGCUAAAGGAAGUCAAUAAUAGUGAAAAUGAUAUAACUGUAAUAGGAAAUGAAGAAAUGGAAAAACAUAAAGGUUUCUUGCACUUAAAUUGGAAACUAGGAACAGCACAUAAGAAACACAUUAAAAGGAGUGAGCCCCCCUGCCCUCUGGCAGAAGAAAAGAAAAGUGAAAACAGUAAGUUCACUACAAGGGAAUCCGUGUCUGCAUCAACCAGUGAAAGGUCUCCUGUUGAAACGGACACUGCGCAGCAAGCGCAAGUUGACGGCAGUCACGUGCCUGGUGACCUACACCACACCGGGAGAAGAAAGGAAAGAGCCUAUCCAUUGGGAAAAGGAAAUAAAAGUGCAAUUACAAAAAGUCAAUUGAGAGAAUUGGUGAGCAUACCAACACCUGAGACAUCCACUGCAGGAAUGGACUCAAUGAUGGAAAUCAACAGUCUUUCCGCAUCAGAUUCCACCGUCGGAAUGGAAAACAAGUAUAAAGUAGUUCCAUACAAAAGGCUAAAGGAAGUCAAUAAUAGUGAAAAUGAUAUAACUGUAAUAGGAAAUGAAGAAAUGGAAAAACAUAAAGGUUUCUUGCACUUAAAUUGGAAACUAGGAACAGCACAUAAGAAACACAUUAAAAGGAGUGAGCCCCCCUGCCCUCUGGCAGAAGAAAAGAAAAGUGAAAACAGUAAGUUCACUACAAGGGAAUCCGUGUCUGCAUCAACCAGUGAAAGGUCUCCUGUUGAAACGGACACUGCGCAGCAAGCGCAAGUUGACGGCAGUCACGUGCCUGGUGACCUACACCACACCGGGAGAAGAAAGGAAAGAGCCUAUCCAUUGGGAAAAGGAAAUAAAAGUGCAAUUACAAAAAGUCAAUUGAGAGAAUUGGUGAGCAUACCAACACCUGAGACAUCCACUGCAGGAAUGGACUCAAUGAUGGAAAUCAACAGUCUUUCCGCAUCAGAUUCCACAGUUGGAAAGGAAAACAAGUAUAAAGUAGUUCCAUACAAAAGGCUAAAGGAAGUCAAUAAUAGUGAAAAUGAUAUAACUGUAAUAGGAAAUGAAGAAAUGGAAAAACAUAAAGGUUUCUUGCACUUAAAUUGGAAACUAGGAACAGCACAUAAGAAACACAUUAAAAGGAGUGAGCCCCCCUGCCCUCUGGCAGAAGAAAAGAAAAGUGAAAACAGUAAGUUCACUACAAGGGAAUCCGUGUCUGCAUCAACCAGUGAAAGGUCUCCUGUUGAAACGGACACUGCGCAGCAAGCGCAAGUUGACGGCAGUCACGUGCCUGGUGACCUACACCACACCGGGAGAAGGGCUGCCGAGAAUACAUCUACCGAACUCCACAAGGUGGGCGAGAGAGUUGAUAGAAGGAGCAGACGAUUUCACUCAUUCAGCAUAAACAACUUCAGACGCCUUAUCUUCUUCAGGUCCUUCGAGGUCCUCUGAAGUCUUUGGUGUUCAAUUGAGAACUCAAGUCGUAAUCCUCCUCCACGUUUAAGAAGAACAAAAUACAUCUUUGCAUUUUGCAGAAACACUUACUAAGAUUAAACAAAGUGAUCUUUUAUGAUUACUUUAAUUACA
Molecule: messenger RNA, 3119 nt
Organism: Jaculus jaculus (lesser Egyptian jerboa)
Lineage: Eukaryota; Metazoa; Chordata; Mammalia; Rodentia; Dipodidae
Exons: 18
Coding region: 45-2984 (979 amino acids)
Source: RefSeq, a predicted model, not a curated record